Molecule: messenger RNA, 972 nt
Organism: Scleropages formosus (Asian bonytongue)
Lineage: Eukaryota; Metazoa; Chordata; Actinopteri; Osteoglossiformes; Osteoglossidae
Product: secreted frizzled-related sequence protein 4-like
Exons: 6
Coding region: 1-972 (323 amino acids)
Biological process (GO): canonical Wnt signaling pathway; non-canonical Wnt signaling pathway
Cellular component (GO): cytoplasm
Molecular function (GO): Wnt-protein binding
Source: RefSeq, a predicted model, not a curated record
AUGGUUUUUUUGUGGAUGGGUGCUGGAGCAAUGGUCUACAGUGCUCCCUGUGAGCCAGUUAACAUCCCUAUGUGCAACAGCAUGCCUUGGAACAUAACCAGGAUGCCAAACCACCUUCACCACAGCACACAGGAGAAUGCCAUAUUGGCCAUCGGGCAGUAUGAAGAACUGGUGGACAUCAACUGUAGUCCGGUCCUUCGCUUUUUCCUUUGCGCUAUGUAUGCUCCUUUUUGUACAUUGGAGUUCCUCCAUGAUCCCAUAAAACCGUGCAAGUCGGUGUGUCAAAGGGCCAGAGAUGGAUGCGAACCAGUCCUGCAGCGCUAUAACCACAGCUGGCCACACAGCUUGGGUUGUGACGACUUACCUGUUUAUGACCGGGGUGUGUGCAUCUCGCCUGAAGCCAUAGUUACUGAUUUACCUGAAGAUGUUAAAUGGGUUGAUUUCUCCAGGAACAUUGCUGUAGAUCAACCUCAAGUGUCAGAAUGCCACAGCUGGACUUCUCUAGAUCGCUGCAGAUGCCAAAAAAUAAAGCCAUCGCUAGCCGUAUAUAUGGAGAAGAAAUUCAACUAUGUUAUCCACGCAAAAGUCAAAAGCGUCAGUCGGACUGGUUGCCACGAGAUCACGACAGUUGUGGAAGUGAAAGAGGUGUUUAAGUCUUCCAUCUCAAUCGGUCAAGGCCAGGUGCCUUUAAUUACAAAUUCCUCAUGCUCCUGCCCACAGAUGGUACCUGGUCAAGAGGUGAUUAUCAUGUGUUAUGAGUGGCGGUCAAGGUUGAUGUUGUUGCAUGGAUGUCUGGUUGAGAGAUGGAAAGAUCAGCUGGCACGAAGAUACAAGCGGUGGGAACAACGUCUACAAGAACAGCAGCAUAAGAACUCAAAAGUGAAGAUGAAGCAUUCAGGUCUUGCCACAAACUCCAGAAAAAGCACCAGGACUAAGAACGUGCAGAGAGAUGGUGGACAUAAGAGAUCAUAG